Molecule: messenger RNA, 1578 nt
Organism: Andrographis paniculata
Lineage: Eukaryota; Viridiplantae; Streptophyta; Magnoliopsida; Lamiales; Acanthaceae
Exons: 13
Coding region: 118-1578 (486 amino acids)
Source: RefSeq, a predicted model, not a curated record
CGCCGGCGUCUGAAUUCAAUGUUGUCUCAUGUCUCCCUCACUUCCCCUUAUUUAUAUCUAUAUCUAUAUAUAUAUAUAUAUAUCGAGAACACGUAGACAUAUCCGGUGCUUCGAUCAAUGGAGAAGGAUCCGAGCAAGCUGGAGGAAGGAUUCGGGGCGGGCGCAAACGCCGAUCCCAUUUCCGGCGAAAAAGAGUCAGGACAAGGCGAGCACGACCAAAAGAAUGCGGCUGGUCCAGCUUCGGACAUCCCCGGCGGCGCGCAGCAGAAGACGACGUCGAACAAAAGAGUCGCAACCUUAGACGCUUUUCGAGGACUUGCCAUCGUGCUGAUGGUGCUCGUCGACGACGCUGGGUCCGCGUAUUCGCGGAUCGAUCACUCGCCGUGGAAUGGAUGCACCUUGGCCGACUUUGUCAUGCCGUUUUUCCUAUUCAUCGUCGGCGUCGCCAUCGCCCUCGCUCUUAAGAGGAUUCCCGAUGCUCGGAAAGCGAUUAGGAAGAUAGCUUUGAGGACAUUGAAGCUUCUCUUUUGGGGUGUUCUUCUUCAAGGGGGGUAUUCGCACGCGCCGGACGAUUUAUCUUACGGUGUCGACAUGAAGCUCAUCCGAUGGUUCGGUAUUCUCCAGAGAAUCGCGUUGGUGUACUUCGUGGUGGCUUUGAUCGAGGUCUUAACGACGAAGCUCAAGCCGGCGACUCUAAACCCGAAUCACUUCUCGAUCUUCACUGCAUAUAAAUGCCAAUGGAUCGGAGGCUUCGUAGCAUUCACGAUCUACAUGGUCACGACGUUCUCUCUGUAUGUUCCCGACUGGAGCUUCACGGACAAAACGGGAAGAUACACGGUGAAAUGUGGAAUGAGAGGACAUCUCGGACCGGCCUGCAACGCGGUAGGCUAUGUCGAUCGACAAGUCUGGGGCAUUAAUCAUCUCUACAACCAACCCGUUUGGUCGCGAUUACGAGCUUGUACUUUCAGUUCUCCAUCUGCCGGUCCUCUUCGAAAGGAUGCGCCGGCUUGGUGUCGCGCACCGUUCGAACCCGAAGGCCUGCUCAGCUCGAUCUCAGCCAUUGUCUCCGGCACCAUCGGAGUUCACUACGGCCAUGUCUUGAUCCAUUUCCGAGGCCACGCGGAGAGGCUGAAACAAUGGGUGCCGAUGGCACUGGUGUUGCUGACCGUAGCCUUCGUUCUUCACUUUACGGAUGCAAUUCCGAUCAACAAGCAGCUCUACAGUUUCAGCUAUGUCUGCUUCACCGCUGGGGCUGCUGGCAUUGUCUUCUCCGCCUUUUACAUACUGAUUGACGUCUGGGGAAUGCGCGUGCCAUUCUUGUUCUUGGAGUGGAUAGGGAUGAACGCGAUGCUUGUGUUCGUGAUGGCAGCGCAGGGGAUCUUCGCAGCCUUCGUCAACGGAUGGUAUUUCAAGAAUCCCGACAACAAUCUGGUGAACUGGAUUCAGCAGCACGUUUUCAUCGAUGUCUGGAAAUCUGAGCGAGUCGGGACUCUACUCUACGUAAUAUUUGCUGAGAUUACCUUCUGGGCAGUGGUUUCCGGCAUCCUGCACAAACUUGGGAUAUACUGGAAAUUGUAA